Molecule: messenger RNA, 1887 nt
Organism: Saccharomyces mikatae IFO 1815
Lineage: Eukaryota; Fungi; Ascomycota; Saccharomycetes; Saccharomycetales; Saccharomycetaceae
Gene: VPS27
Product: ESCRT-0 subunit protein VPS27
Exons: 1
Coding region: 1-1887 (628 amino acids)
Biological process (GO): protein transport to vacuole involved in ubiquitin-dependent protein catabolic process via the multivesicular body sorting pathway; protein targeting to vacuole
Cellular component (GO): ESCRT-0 complex
Molecular function (GO): phosphatidylinositol-3-phosphate binding; metal ion binding; ubiquitin binding
Source: RefSeq, a predicted model, not a curated record
AUGUCCGUUAGUACACCAGGUGAGUUAGAUGCAUUAAUAGAACAAGCCACCAGUGAGAGCAUUCCCAAUGGUGACCUUGAUCUCUCCAUAGCGUUGGAAAUUUCAGAUGUGUUAAGAUCUAGAAGGGUUAAUCCCAAAGAUUCUAUGCGUUGUAUAAAGAAAAGGAUUUUAAAUACGGCCAAUAAUCCAAAUACCCAGUUAUCCUCCUGGAAGCUUACAAACAUUUGUAUUAAAAAUGGUGGAACACCAUUUAUAAAGGAAGUUUGUUCCAGAGAGUUUAUGGAUACCAUGGAGCAUGUUAUUUUAAAAGAAGACAACAACGAAGAACUUUCUGAGCUCGUGAAGACAAUAGUAUAUGAACUAUACGUUGCCUUCAAGAAUGACUCGCAAUUAAGCUAUGUAGCAAGAGUUUAUGAUAAAUUAAUUUCUCGUGGCAUCAAAUUUCCUGACAAGUUGUCACUUUCCAACUCUACAACUGCAAUGUUCGAUUCGAAAACACCGGCAGAUUGGAUAGAUUCUGACGCUUGCAUGGUUUGUUCCAAGAAGUUCUCCCUGCUGAAUAGAAAACACCAUUGUCGUUCCUGUGGUGGGGUGUUUUGCCAAGAACACUCAUCAAAUAAUAUAGCGUUACCUGAUUUGGGGAUAUAUGAGUUGGUCAGAGUUUGUGAUAACUGCUUUGAAGACUACGAUCUAAAGAGGCACGACGGCAGUAAAAAAACAAGAAGACAUCGUCAUAACAAAAGGAGAAAGGAUAGGGACUACUCAACUCCUGAAGAUGAAGAGGAGCUGAUAAAAAAAGCAAUAGAGCUCUCUUUGAAAGAAUCCAGAAAUAGUACUAGUAGUGAACCUAUAGUCCCCAUUGUGGAAUCGAGAAAUGCAGAAAAGUAUAGUAGUCCGGGGAAAAGAGAAGAACUGGAAGAGGAAGAAGAUCCAGAUUUGAAAGCCGCCAUACAAGAAAGUUUGAGAGAAGCUGAAGAAGCAAAAAAACGCAGAGAGAGUCAACAAGCCUCCGAGCAGCUUCAACCACAACAGUUACCAUUUCAACCUCAGCCUAUCCAUUCUGUUGAAUUGUCUGAUGAGGAAAAGGACAAUAUAUACAUGUUUGCAUCACUCGUUGAUAAAAUGGAGUCAAGACCCUUGAACGAAAUUCUAGAAGAUUCAAAAUUACAAAAUUUAGCGCAGAAAGUAUUUGCCUCCAAGGCAAGGUUAAAUUUUGCUUUAAACGAUAAAGCUCAAAAAUACAAUACUUUGGUAGAAAUGAAUGGUAAAAUUUCUGAUAUUAUGAAUAUAUACGAUAGAUUAUUGGAGCAACAGCUACAAAGCAUCAAUUUAUCUCAACAGUACACCCUCCCCCAAGUUCCUUCUGACCCAUAUAGUUACUCAGCGUACCAUAUGGCAAAUCAGCAUUACGAAGUACCUUCUCUUCAUGAAACGCCAUCUUACCAGUACAAACCGCAACAAGAGAGUUCAUACCAACAACCAGUUCAGACGAACCUGUUCCCUACUACCAAUAUUGAUCAUUUAAAAACAAUUAAUAUGGUACCACAUGCGCAACAGAAGCCUCAAGUGCAAGUUGAACUUGCACCCUCUGAUCCACCAUAUCCAAAGGAAGAAGGCGAAGGGGAAGAAGAAAAACAAACAGCACAAGCCCAGAAGUCUUCCACACAAGAAAUGCACGAAAGACCGUAUCCCGUAGAAACAGAAACGGAAGAAAAUUCAAUAAAUGAACGGCCUCAAGGUAUUACACGUUACGAUUUUCCAACCGUUCCUGCACGUAAAGUUGUUCAACCGGAGCCAGUUGUGUCAACUCCCGCAAUCGCUUCUGGAACCCCAAUCCAAGAGGAAAGGGCGCCUACUCCUGAAGAGGAACUUUUAAUAGAGCUUUGA